Molecule: messenger RNA, 867 nt
Organism: Stylonychia lemnae
Lineage: Eukaryota; Ciliophora; Spirotrichea; Sporadotrichida; Oxytrichidae
Source: the annotation of a GenBank genome assembly
AUGGCUUAAGAGACUAAAGAAUUAAGCAUCUAAUUCAAAGAUUAAGGCAAUUUAUGGUAUUCUCAGAAAGAUUAUUAGAAAGCCAUAGAGCUUUAUUCAAGAGCUAUAAUGAUAAAUGAUAAUAAUCCAACAUUCUAUCUGAAUAGAGCCAAAUGCUUUAAAAUGCUUAAAACGUUUGAUAAGCAAUACUAGGAUAGUCUGAAAGCUAUUGAACUGGAUGAUAGUUACAUCAAGGCAUAUAUAGUAAAUGGGGAAGCGCUGGUUGAAUUGGGUAAGAAUGACAAAAACACUGCCAAAAUUGAAAAAGGAAUUUUGCGCAUGAAAAAGGCUCUGAAUAUGUGCUUCAAAUAGAACCAAAAGAAUUUUGAAAAAGAAAUUUAGACCUCACUUAAAAAGGCUGAAAAGAUUAAAUGGUAUAAGUAAACGGAAAUCGAUUCGCAUGAUAAGGAGAGAUUGAUGUAUUAGAUUCGUGGAAAGAUGGACAAUCAUUAAGACGACCAAGAUAUAUUAGGAAGAUUUGAAAAGUACUUGAACCAGACUGAUCCUCGAUAUGAGGAAACUAAAAAUCAAGCAAGGGAGCACCGAUCCACGCACAAGGAAAUACCUGAUUUUUUGAUUUGUAGAAUCACAGAUGAUCUUAUGGAAUAGCCAGUUGUCAUUUAAAGUGGAUUUACCUAUGAAAAGUCUGCAAUAUUAAAGCAUUUUUAGAUUAAUGGGAAUAUCGAUCCCAUCACCAGGCAAUCUGUUGAUCCUAACAUUUUAAUUCCAAAUCACUACUUGAAGCAAGCGACAGAGUAUUAUCUUGAGCGGAAUCCUUGGGCCUUCUAGUACAUUCCAGGAGAAUUAUACUUGUAAUAUCAUAUGUGA